AUGCUGCCAUCCAACAAGAGAACCUGUUCUCAUGAGUUCACCAAUUUCUCUGACAAUGACAACUCUAACAACUCUCCACACUCUUUCAUCAAACGAACAAAGUGUGACUUUAUAUCGGAAGACCUUGACAUUGUUCCUUGUUCGUGUCAUGUCGUCUUUCUCGAUCCAUUACCAUCCACCUCUCUACUACAUUUAACAGAAUCAUCAUCAAUGAAUCAUAAUGUUGAAUCGCUCCAUGACUGUCAUUAUUAUUCAUCAGAGACGAUUGAAUAUUUGAAAAAUAAUGGAGUGGAAUUUUAUGAAAAACUUUGUCAUCGGUUGAGACAAGAACGAUUGUGUCCUUUUUCUGGAAACUUUUCAAUUAUUCAAUCAUUGGGUGUUUAUAGAACUAUGGGAAAUGCUGAUCAUUUAUUGAAUCGUCCAUUUGAUGUGAAAAUUUCACAUCAUUGCUCAUGCAUUGCAGUUUCUGAUUAUGAUAACAAACGAGUGGUUCUGUUUGAUUAUUUGACCAAAAAUUAUAAAGGUCAAAUCAAUGUUGGAACGUGUCCUUAUUAUUUGGCCAUUGAGAAACAUGAUCCAUUGUUAGGUUAUGGUUGCGACUCGCUUUAUGUUUCAUGUGGAAAGUUUGUUAAAAAGUUUGACUUGUUUCGAGCCAUUCGCAUGUCUGUCUUCAAGAACAAACACUUGUCUCGAGCCAUGUGGAUAUCAGAGGAUAAUGAAUUGAAAGUAGCAUGUGGAAUGCAUGUCUAUUAUUCCCAAACGAAUCAAAAAGGAAGUAAUUUCAAAAAUGGAAAUUCCACCAACUAUCUCAUUGUGAGCGAUAUUGGUCGUUCAAAUUUGAAAUUCUUGCGUUGUGAUGAUGGAUCUGCUAUUUUAUCUAUUUCUUCACAAAAUAUUGGAACCAUCUUUUCUCCAUGGAUGAUUGUGGUCGAUCCAGAAAGUUCUCUGUUAUAUGUGAGCGAAUUGCACCAUUCUGUGAAAAUUCUCAAAAUGGAAUCGUUCGAAGAAAACCACGAAAAGACAACAUUCACACUCGUCGAAUGCUUUGGAGAGAAUGAAUUGAACAAGAUUGCUUUGAAAAAUCCAUGCGGAAUGGUCUUGGAUCGAAUUUCAAAGAAGAUCAUCCUCGCGAAUCGAAAUGCAAAUUCUCUCAUGGUAUUGACACGUCCAAGUGAUAAGACCUUCUUUGAAAUGGAAUAUCAAGACCAUUCUUUGAAAUUUCAACAACCCAGAGGUCUUUGUUUCGACGAACGAACAGGAUUACUCUAUCUCGUGGAUUGCUCCAAUCAUCAAGUUCAUAUCAUUUCUUAA
Naegleria lovaniensis is the source of this 1311-nucleotide messenger RNA. RefSeq lists its product as uncharacterized. The record is from RefSeq and is a predicted model, not a curated record. Lineage: Eukaryota; Heterolobosea; Eutetramitea; Acrasida; Naegleriidae. The coding region runs from base 1 to 1311 and encodes 436 amino acids. Gene Ontology annotation, molecular function: protein binding. The transcript has a single exon.